UGGCAAUAAUAUUGAUGUGAACUAUGAGUAAAUGGGUGUGUGUGAGGAAUGUUUCAUAGUACACCACAGGAGCAAAUGGCAUGUUUCUCAAUCGUUUUCCAAAAACAUGAAUGAAAAUUUUUGCAUUAGUAGUAGUGUGGGGGAGCCACCGAGAAAAAACCCAAAGAAAAAUUCCCAAUGAAAAAAAUCACCUGGGCCCCACUGUGGACUUAGCAGCGCUCCGGGAGUUUCGUGACAAAGUGCCGUGUGUGAUGAAAGACGGUGUUCUCAUGAGAAAUUGCCCUUUUUCCCCGACCCAGUGACUCUGGCGGAGUGUUUCUUUCUCAACAACGCAAAAUUGUUCCCCGAGGGUUCUCUCUAGCGGAAGAAGAUUACUUCAACGCCAAGUACUUGACGCAGCACACGGGUCUCUAUGUGAAAAAAAGAAGAGUUACGAGAUCGGCGGAAUCCGCGAGAGUGUGUGGCCACCCUCUCCAGUAGUCUCCACAGUACAGUAGUUUAGUUGACGAGGAGUGAAGAAAAGUGUGUGGCAAAUAUUCAUUUUGUGCCACAAGAAGAGACUUUGUGUUGCGAAGAUGCCUAAAGUGGCGAGGAAGUGCCCCUGACAUCGGUUUGAAAGACAUCAAGAAGCACUCAUCAGGGGGGGCAGACUGCGAUUUUCCGGAGGGAAUAUGCAAAUGACACACUCACAGUGGCUCCCAUCACGAAUGGAGUCGCCAUUUUGGUGAAUUUAUUUACAUAUUUCCGACAAGAAAAUCCAUUAAACUCCAUUUGCUGCUCUUCCUCGGCAGGAUUGGAAGAUUAAUCAGUUGGACGACGCCUGAAGGAGAUUAAUAAGUUUCCGAUAUCCUUUUUCGACACGGACACAACUGUGUAAGAAGACAAGAACAAAACAAACAAAAAAAAGUGCACAAUAUAUCGCAAUUGUAGCCGUCAUUUUUGCUGAGCACACUUCACAUAAAUGCAUCGCAAUAAUAAUAUAGUGUGGCAGAUCUCUUCAUCAUCAACAAAUAGUUGAGUUUCGUUGGACACCAUCGAAAGUUGUGUAUGUGUGUUGUUGUGAGAUCUUUUUCUCUUUUGAUAUCAAAAAUCUCCCCCUCUUCUCAACUACUCUCGAAGCGAUAUUGUCCUCCCGCGCUGUAGGGAGUGACGAUUGGCGAAGAAAGUGUAUUACAUACAAAAUACAUAACACUCAUAAUAUAAUCUGUUAAAGACACAACUAGAGCAGCGGCGAUAGAAAGGACGCCGUGGACACCGUGUCAGUUGUGUGCAAUAGUAGCGAGAGUUUUAUAAUUAAUAAUAAAAUACGGAAUAAAAUCAAGAAAGAAAAAGAUAAAGCAAAAGCAAGGACGUCCGAAUGGUGCAUUGACGAGGAAAUCUGUAAAAAAAAAGAAAAUCUGUUGCUGUGGGAAAGAUAGUUGUGCUGUAAUAUCCUGUGAAUGUGUCACUGAGAGUUAAAGCAAAAAUAGUUUUGUGCGAAAUAAUUUCGAGAAACGAAAGAAGAACAUUUACUCCAAGAAAAAACAAAGUGAAAGAGUGAAGAAAUUUAUUCGAUUCUUGAUAUUUUUCGUUUAUCAUAGACGCACGUUUAAUUGUUUUCAAACAAACAAAGAGAAAAAGUAAGAAAAAAAUUGUGUCCUUUAUCCCUUUUUUAUUCUUUCUAUCAUUCACAAACAAAAAUCCUUCCCAAAAAAAAGUUGUUUGCAAAUAGCAAGAAAAAAAAGUCCAACCACCACAAAAAUCACAAAAUUGUCGUUCAAAUAAGUGUCACAUAUGUAAAAAAGAAAGAAAAAAAAAACAAUUUCUGUGUGUGUCCAAAGCAAAAUCCUCUUAACUGUUGCUCUAUAUUAUAUUUUUUCGUGUUGAUAGUAAAGAAAAAAAAUUAAAGAAAAAAAUAUAAUAAAUAAUAACCUAACAAUAACGUUAUUGCGAAAAAAAAUAUCAAUAUCAAUCGCACGGAAAAAUGUCGUCGGGAACAUUUGUUGAUCGAAUUGAUCCAUUUGCAAAACGAUCGCUCAAGAAGAAAAGCAAAAAGUCUCAGGGAUCGUCGAGAUAUCGGAAUUCUCAGGAUGUAGAGCUACAGCAACUUCCACAAUUGAAAGUGGAUUGCUCGAGUAUGGAGCAGGAGGAGCUUUUUAUACGAAAGUUGCGGCAAUGUUGUGUGUCCUUUGACUUUAUGGAUCCCGUGGCGGAUUUGAAGGGGAAGGAAAUCAAAAGAGCCGCCCUCAAUGAUCUGUCCACAUACAUUAUCCAUGGCAGAGGUGUCCUGACAGAGGCUGUGUAUCCAGAAAUUAUACGAAUGAUUUCGUGUAAUUUGUUUCGUACACUGCCACCAAGUGAGAAUCCAGACUUUGAUCCGGAAGAGGACGAUCCAACAUUAGAAGCAUCUUGGCCACAUCUUCAGUUGGUCUAUGAGGUCUUCUUGCGAUUUCUCGAAUCACAAGAUUUUCAAGCGACUAUUGGGAAGAAAGUGAUUGAUCAAAAGUUUGUUCUUCAACUACUUGAGCUAUUUGAUUCAGAAGAUCCACGAGAGCGUGAUUUUUUAAAGACGGUUCUCCAUCGAAUUUACGGGAAAUUUCUAGGACUGCGAGCAUUCAUCAGGAAACAAAUAAAUAACAUAUUUUUGCGCUUUAUUUAUGAAACAGAACAUUUCAAUGGGGUCGGUGAAUUACUGGAAAUACUGGGAAGCAUUAUCAAUGGAUUCGCUUUGCCGUUGAAGGCUGAGCAUAAACAAUUUUUAGUGAAAGUACUACUGCCACUCCAUAAGGUGAAGUGCUUAUCACUGUACCAUGCACAGCUGGCGUACUGUGUGGUUCAGUUUCUGGAAAAGGAUGCCUCACUCACGGAACCAGUGGUUCGGGGUUUAUUGAAAUUUUGGCCAAAGACCUGCUCGCAGAAGGAAGUGAUGUUUCUCGGUGAAAUUGAAGAGAUUCUCGAUGUCAUAGAACCACCACAAUUUGUCAAGAUUCAAGAGCCACUCUUUCGACAGAUUGCUAAAUGUGUUUCCAGUCCACAUUUUCAAGUUGCAGAGAGAGCGUUAUAUUUCUGGAACAAUGAAUAUGCAAUGUCGCUAAUUGAGGAAAAUAAUGCUGUCAUAAUGCCAAUAAUGUUUCCGGCACUGUACCGGAUCAGCAAAGAGCACUGGAAUCAGACGAUUGUGGCUCUAGUCUAUAAUGUACUAAAGACUUUCAUGGAAAUGAAUUCGAAGCUAUUUGAUGAGCUAACGGCAAGCUAUAAAGCUGAACGACAGAAGGAGAAGAAACGAGAGCGGGAACGUGAAGAGUUGUGGAAGAAGUUGCAUGAAUUGGAGAAUAAUCGUUCAAGUAGUAAAACAUCACUGAAGAGUGAUGCAAACAGUGAAUUGCUCACACAGCAAACAAACAAUAUGACGGGAAAUUUAAGUAAUGCCACAAAUUCAACACUAAUGUCAUCGUUAUCGGGCAAUGCGCCAUCAUCGGGAGGUACUGGGGUAUCUGACAAGGUGUCCGCCACAUCAGGUGGGUCGAGUGUCUCAUCGGCCACCAAUUCACUAACAUCGGCAGCGAGCAAGUGAUGCACUGAUUGACCUUAAUAUAAUCAUAAAUCACAUACUUCUAGUUCACAUGAUGUUACUGCUAAUGCUCCCAGUAAUAGGAAGAAGACAAAAUCAUUUCUGCAUAGAAUCAUAUAACAAAUUUUACCAUAAAUUAAAGAAGAAAAAAAAAUGAAAAAUCUACUCCAAAAUUCGCUCACACAUUGUUUCCUUUUCUUUUGAAAAAAAAAAUUAUAAAUAUAUUAACAAAAAAAAUUAAAUACAAAACAAAAUAAAGUCGACAGCAUAUUCAAGGAUUUAUCCCCAAAAUAAAUAGUAAAAAACAAUAAAUUAAUAAAGCGUUGAAAAAAACUAAAACAAAAAUAGUAAUUUCAGGAGUGGAAACAUACAACAGGUGACUAUUGAAUUUCGCUUGUGAAAUGCCGAAAUAUUAGAUAAAAAAAAGAAAUAUCUCUAGUGCUACACGAUAAAACAUUAAUACAAAAAAAAAGAAAAUAUAAUUUAAAUAAAAAAAAAUUAGCGAGAAAGUGAAAAAAGUAACAAUAAGUGAAUGAAAAAUAUUAAAAAAGAAUGAAAGUAAAAAAAAUAUUACCUGCUGCUGUCGUCUCAUUCAAUAAUUAGCCCAAUAUUAUCGAUAUAAAUGAUGAAAAAAAAAAGAAUAAAUCAUAAAAAAUAACAAAACAUUAAUGCAUAAAAUAACAAAGAGAAAAAUAAAAGGUUUUAGAUGAUUAUAUUGUCGUGACAGAAUGAAUAAAAAAUAUGGAACAUAAUGUAAAUGUUAGGGUAACCAUAAGUAACAUAUAGAAGAAGAAAAAAAAUGAGAAAAAGAGCAAAAAAAAUUGAGAUGACAAAAUAUCUUCAUUUUAUUAUUUUACUUAAAAAAGCAAACCCAAAAAUUAGUUUUUUUUUGUUUUUCUUUGCCGUAAAAUUGACUUUUGAUAAGAAGAUUUAAAAAUAAUAAACAAAAAGUAAUGGACAAAAUAUCAAAGGUGAUAGAAAGUUGUGUAUGCUAGAAAAAUAAAAAAAAAAUCACACGCAUGUAUUUCAAUUUUUAAACAAGAUAAUGAUGAAGAAAAAAUGCAAAAAUAGUUGUUAAGUCAGCAAUACUAUAGGAGGAAGCUCCCCACUGCUUUCUUAGUAAUGAUGACUCAAAUAUUCAAAUGUAUUUUUUAAAAGAAAAUGAAAGUGAAAGAAAUAAUUUUAUACGGCUAGUCAUAGGGUGGAUGAGGUAAAAAAAAAAACAGAGAGAGAGUUAAACGUCGUAGGGUGCAGUUUUAAUGUGAAAUAAUCCCCCAAAAUAAUAUUCUUUCUUAAAAAAAAAAAAAACUAAAUAAAAUAAAUCUAAAACCAUCCCAUCCCAUUUCGUGGCUUUACGGGGAAGUAAAUUUGUAAAGAAAAAAAAUCUAUAGAAAUGAUUUUGAGAAUAUUUGACAAGAUAAAAUAUUUUAAAUGGAUUUUCUUAAACGCUUUUUAUAUUUAAUAUGAAAAUGUGUAAAUAAAAAUUGUAUACUAACUCUUUUUCAUUUCGGACUUAAAAAACAGUUGACAAAAAGAAUUUUUUUCGAGACUUUGAGGAAAACACGUAAUAAUUUUGAAACUUUUGAGGAAUUUUUUGAUUUAUUACGGUCAUUUUGAUUUUCUUUUGCUUAAGAUUUAAUUAGAAUUUCUUUCAAUCUAAAUUCCCUAAAUUAUUUUAAACACGUUGAUUUUUUUUUAAACCGGAGAACUUUCCAAUAAACAUUACACAUACAAUAUGAAGGAAAAGUAAUAAUUCAAUGAAUCAAAUGAACAUUUUCCAGUGAUCAGACUUUCUGUUCAGAAAUUUUAUCAUUGAGUAUCUAUACGAUAAAGUUUUAUUAGGUAGCGUAAAAUUUUUACAACUAAUUUUUCAAAAUUAUAAGUGAAAGGCAAUAAACGCUAAUUGUUGCAAAAGUUUUAAUUCUUUCACCUAAAGUUUCUAGUUUUUCUUCCAAACCAUAUGCUCAAACCGGAGUAUUUUAAUUCAAUGAAAAUACUACUUAUUAUUAUAUCUCUAAAUUAGUAAAAGUUUGCAAAAUUAAAUAUUCUCUCAUGUAUUCGUUGGAAAAAUUAAUAUUUUCCUUUCAAAUGAAGAUGAAAGUGUUUUCCCCCAAAGCAAUCCCCAUAUCCAUGAUUCUCUAAUUUUCCAUUAAAUACAAAAUCUAUAAAGAAGAAAAAAUCAUAAGUAAUCGGAAAAAAGUAGAGUAGUAUUCAUAAAAUGACUACAUGAAAAUUAGCGUUUAAGGAUAUUGUUGUUUUGUUUGACAAAAGUUAGAAUUAAACAAAAAAUGAAGAAAUUAGAUGGAAUCCAAAAAAUAACCGAUAAAAAAUAUAAUAUUAAAAAAAUUAUUUUUUAAUUUUCACAAAACACUAUUUUUGCGUAAAAAUAUUUCAAUAAAAAAUAAUAGAAAUUGGUUGAUCAAGUGAAUGCCAAGGAAAAAAAAACAUUUUUGUAUUUUAGUAUUUUUGAUAUAGAAAAUCGAUAGAUUCUUCUUUUUAAAUAAAUAAAAACAUCUAAUAAUUUUGUGACUGAAAUUUAGAAAUAUAUUAUAAAAAAUGGAAAAGAACAAAUUUAUAAAAGAAAAAAUUCCAUUUUCGCAAUUUAGGCGAAAAUUUGGGAUAGAAUGUAAGUCAAACUAGCAACACACACACACACACAUUUAGGUCACUAAAUAAAAAAAAAGAAGAAUUUUGAAAAAUAAAAAAUAAUCACAUGAUGGAAAGAAAAUAAGAAUUUUUAAACUGACUGUUCGUUUCGUUUUGUUUUCUCUAUAAAAAAAAAGAUAAUUUUUUUUAAUAAAGAGAAUCAAUUUAUUUACAUUUUAUUUUCACAUCUUAUUUAUUUAACUGUAUAAUGAGCAAAGAGCUGGCGUUAAUUGUAGGGAUAAUUUUAAAGUUUAAAUGAUAAAAAAAGGUUUAAAAAAAUUAAAAAAUAAAGUGGCACACUCAAUAAUUUGCUAUUGAAUAAAAAUGAAAAAUAUUCAAAAAAAAAAAUAAUGGGUGAAUUAAUAAAAAAUAUUUACUGAAAAAAAGAAUUACGCUAAAAAAGGAAAAGAUAAGAAUUAGUGUGAAAGGGUGGGGCUACUUGAAUUCUGUAUAGAAGAACAUGUGACUUGUAUAAAAUAUUAAAAAAAAGUAAUUUAAGAUGAGAAAUUAAAGAGCAUACGUUAGAAAGUAGAUUUUGCUGAAAAAAAUAUUUUUCUGCAUUUUCUUUUCGUUUCUUUCAUGAAUUUCAGUUUCCGUGUCCGUUCACCAAAUGAACAAAAAUUAUAUUGUAAUAUGUAAAAUGAAGAUCACUCCUAAGAAGAAAAAAAUGAAGAAAAGAAAAAAAGCUAGACCUUAAAAAUAUUUGUAUAGUAAUUGAAUGAAAGAUAAAAAAAAAAGUUGAGGAGAAAGGAAGAAGAAAUAUAACCUAUUAUGAAAAAAAUGGUAAUGUAUCUAUAUUAUGUAACGCUGAUAUGAGAAAAAAAUAACUAAUUAUGUAUUUAAAGAAAAAAAUCAUAAAAAUCGUGAAAAAACUGAGAAAAAAUGGAUAAGUGGAAAAAAUAAAUAUAAAAGAAUGUUUUGUAAAUUUCUAAGAAUUUUUAAAACUUGUUAACUUCAAAUUAAUGCAAGAAAAAAAUGUAACAAAAUUGUUUUCUCUUUAUUUUUUCCUUUCUUUUUCAUAGCUGAGACGAGUAUGUGGUGGUGAGGAGAAGAGGAAGAAAAAUGUGUAGAGAAAGAUAAAAAAAAAUGCGUAACAAAAUGAUUAAGAGAAUACCUUUGUUAAUAACUAAUAUUAAUCUAUUGCUACAUACAUAUAUAUUUUCUAUAUAAUUAAGUACCUCCACAUAACACCUAAAUUAAAAGAAAAUGAAAGAAAAAAAAGCAUAAUAGGCAGAGGAUCGGAGGAGAUUUAAAGAAGAAAAAAAAACGUGAGGGUGAGACAUAAAAUAAGAAAAUUAACAAUAAAAGAGCGAAAGAGAAAAUGUUGGAUAUGAGUAAACAUGAGCAUAAGUUAUAACAGAAAAAAAUGAUUUAUAAUUUUCUUGAAGAUUAAAAAUUGCAUCAAUGGAAAAUAAAAGAAAAUGCAUAUUUACGUGAAAUUAGAGGAAUCAUUUUAACGGCACCAACAUUAAUAUUUUCUUUUGAUGGAAAACAUGAUAAAACACGGGACAAAAUAUGAUAAAAAAAGAAUAAAUUGUGUGUUGAAUGAUGAUACAUAAGGAAAAAGAAUAUAAAUAUAUCUAUAUAUAAAAAAUAAAAAUAUUUAAAAGAA
Messenger RNA from Lutzomyia longipalpis, 7808 nucleotides. RefSeq names its product serine/threonine-protein phosphatase 2A 56 kDa regulatory subunit epsilon isoform (gene wdb). The coding region runs from base 1964 to 3553 and encodes 529 amino acids. Gene Ontology annotation, biological process: signal transduction; protein dephosphorylation. The transcript has 8 exons. Gene Ontology annotation, molecular function: protein phosphatase activator activity. Gene Ontology annotation, cellular component: cytosol; protein phosphatase type 2A complex; nucleus. The record is from RefSeq and is a predicted model, not a curated record. NCBI's taxonomy places the organism in Eukaryota, Metazoa, Arthropoda, Insecta, Diptera, Psychodidae.